AUGUUUCGCCUUCGAUUUCUUCCCAUUGCGGCAGGGCUGUCUGCUGUUUCCCGGCGUUACCAUGGGACGGCACAUCACCCCAGGACCAGGCGUAGGCUCGUGGCGGCAGCUUUCAUAGGGACAACUGCAGCAACAGCAAGUGCCAGGUUCCUUUGGCAGAGGGCCUAUGCAGAAGACUCGUCCUCUGUAAAACAUGAUCCAAGGACAGAGCCGAGCGAGAAGGUGAAGCAUGAGGAGGAGGAGGAAAGCAGUGGCGGUGAGGGUAGAAAGGCCGUUGCAUCAGGCGACGAGGAGGCUCAGCCGGAAGCGAAGAAGAAGAAGCGUUCUGGGUUCAGGGACCGUAAGGUGAUGGAAUAUGAGAACAGGAUCAGAGCCUACUCCACGCCGGACAAAAUCUUCAGAUACUUUGCCACUUUGAAAGUCAUAAACGAGCAUGGUGAAUCAGAGGUUUUUAUGACACCGCAGGAUUUUGUGAGAUCUAUAACACCUAAUGAAAAACAACCGGAAAACCUGGGCCUGGAUCAAUUUAUAGUGAAACGUUAUGAUGGGAAGACAGAGAAAUUAUCCCAGGAGCGAGAGAAGUUUGCCGAUGAAGACAGCAUAUUUUACGCGCUUGGAGAAUGUGGACUCAUUUCUUUUUCUGACUACAUCUUCCUCACGACGGUCCUUUCCAGUAAGUACAGGAUGAAUAUUGCUUUCCAGCUCAUCAACGGUUACUAG
Molecule: messenger RNA, 720 nt
Organism: Balearica regulorum gibbericeps (East African grey crowned-crane)
Lineage: Eukaryota; Metazoa; Chordata; Aves; Gruiformes; Gruidae
Source: RefSeq, a predicted model, not a curated record